Haplochromis burtoni (Burton's mouthbrooder) is the source of this 2496-nucleotide messenger RNA. RefSeq names its product calcium-activated potassium channel subunit beta-4. Bases 199 to 1050 code for a protein of 283 amino acids. Gene Ontology annotation, molecular function: potassium channel regulator activity; calcium-activated potassium channel activity. The transcript is spliced from 4 exons. Gene Ontology annotation, cellular component: voltage-gated potassium channel complex; membrane. NCBI's taxonomy places the organism in Eukaryota, Metazoa, Chordata, Actinopteri, Cichliformes, Cichlidae. Gene Ontology annotation, biological process: detection of calcium ion; potassium ion transport. The record is from RefSeq and is a predicted model, not a curated record.
GAGGCAGAGGGGGAGGAGGGAGGACAGAUGAAGCGCUUACAGAACGAAAGCGGUCGCGUUUAAACUCAACAGUUUCUCAGCACACAGCGAGCAGCGCCUCCUCCUCUUCUUCCCCCUCCUUCAUCCUCCGUGCAUCCAUCCUCCUCCUCCUCCUCCGUUCCUCCUCUCCAUGCCGGCGGAGGUCUCCGCGGGGCUGCCAUGGCGAAGAUCCGGGUGUCGUACGAGUACUCCGAGGCCGAGGACAAGAGCAUCCGGCUGGGCUUGUUCCUGAUCGCCUGCGGGAUCCUCAGCCUCUUCAUCCUGGGCUUCUGCUGGCUCAGCCCGACCCUGCAGAGCCUCCAGAGCAAGCCGGCCAACUGCACGGUGAGCCCGGCUGCCAGCUCCGAGCUGCCACCGCUGCUGCCGGAGCCGCCGCCGUACAAGGAGGUGGUGUCGGUGUUGCGUCCGGAAGAGAUGUUCGAGUGCGUGUUCACAUGUGGAGCAGACUGUAAGGGAACGUCGCUCUACCCCUGCCUGCAGAUCUUUGUCAACAACUCCGAGUCCAACUCUGUGGCUCUGCUGCACUUUGACGAGCAGCAGCUGGUCCUCAACCCAAAGUGUUCGUUUGUGCCUCCGUGUGAGAGGGACAACCAGAAGAACAGAGACAGCGUUCUGUGGUGGGAGGAUUACUUCACCAAAGAGGUCAACAGCCAGUCGUUCAUCUGCUUCUUCAACCAGCAGCGACGGCCUGAUGACGUGUUGUGGCGCCGUUCCCAUGACACCAGUGUCCUGUUACACUGUGUUCUUUGGCCAAUGGUUUCCCUCCUUCUGGGCACACUCAUUGUGCUCCUGACGGUAUGUGCUCGCUCCCUGGCUGUUCGAGCCGAGGCCCUCCAGAAGAGGAAGUGCUCCUAUGAGGUCUGCCAAGACCUGUCUGCCAUGCCACCUGACCGCUGCGGCAGCAAGGCCAGAGACCCACUCACGACAAACUCUGACCCCGAGCUGUCAUCGCCCUCAAGGACCCUGCCGCUGUUUGCGGUCCCAGUGCGGCGCAGAGAUCGGGAACAUUAGAGCGAGCAGAAAGAUGUUUCUUCAGCAUGAAAUCACUAAGAAUGCCAAUGAGCCGGUGGGCGAAGUCGACUUAAUGGCUAAAGACGCCACCAACAACCCAUUGCUGUCCGGACUGGUUGGUAUGAUCAGAAUGUUUGAAUGAGGUGAAGAUGAGGGGACAUCCACUGUUGCCUAUAGAUUUCAGCAGGAAGACUAUACAAAACUUCAGACUUUUUCCUGAUUUUAGCUUAAAGUGGAUCAGUGGAAAUCUUCUGACUAGCAAUGAAAGGCUGUUUAAAUGAGGGUAGUUGGUGUUGGGUACUGAUAGCUGAUUCUACUUUGGGUCUGGUUUCUAGUCAUCAAGAAACCCAGACUUAUUAAGUUCUGGUGUUUUAAGAGUCUCUUAUCAAGUAUCUUUAUCUAUUAUACUUGUUCAGUCAUUUCAGCUUAUAUGUGAGCUCCAAUAUUUGGAUUAUAUAAUUUGUUAUAGACCAGCUAUAUAAAUGAGUUUGUUCCAACUAUUAAAUGGGAAAAAUCUGUAUUCAUCAGAGAUCUUUCAGUGAUCAUCCAUCAGUUUCUGGCUUCGUCCAGCAGCAACUAAUCACAUAUAGAACAAUAUAUGUUCAAGAUAUUCUGGGAAUGGGGUAAAAGUCAUUUAAAUUUAACCAUCUCCAGUUCAGAUUAUUGAACUGGAAGUCCCAUUAUGACCUACUUUUGCCUCAGCGAUGAGAGCUGGAUCUCCUCCAAUCUCAAAACAAUAAACACUGAUCUUAAUUUCAAUUUUAGAAAAGUGGACAAAGUUGGAUUGAGGUGAGUCUGGCAAAUACACUGUCGCAAGAAAAUGAUUGAGAUCAGCCAAAUUUGAAUCAGGUAGGGUUUUUGAUUCUUAGAAAUUUUUGACACCUUGUGCUGAUCUUUGACUUGUGUUUUUAAGUUGUUAUACAAAGCAUGAAAGCUGAGAUUCUAUCAGAGAUUUAGAUUUAAUAGGAUGCUAUCAAAGCCCAACCCAAACCCUCACGCUGUGAUUGAUGAUGCAGUCAGGACAAGACAAGCAUAAGGACUGACUCUUGGGAAGUAACUGCUCUUCUGUAGCUCUCUUAUUAAUGUAGUUUCCCUUCAAGUCCCAGUAGCCAUGAAUGUUUCUUAACAGAGGUGCAAAGUCCUGAUGUUACCUUCAGGAUUGUCUCUGCUGUUCUAGCUUGUGCAACUCAAGGCAGUCUUUUGCUGAGAAUUUCUUUCAUCAGUCUUCUAACAAAUGAGACAUAUUACAUAUGUAAAGAUAAAUAGUUGUCUACUACAGCACUUUUAUAGUACAAUUUGAACCCUAUAGGAGCUUAGCAAUGAUUUUGUUUUGUUGAAAAAAGUUUUUACCAGCACACAGUCACAACUGUUGUUUUCUCUUUGAUUUGUAUCAAUGGUCAUAGAAAAUAUCUGGAUUGUUUAGUCGUCUCUUGUGCUCUUGGUUGU